UCCCUCUCCAUAAACCUCAACAAUCUCUCUCUCUCUCUCUCACAAGCACACAGAUAACCAGUCAAGAAAUCUGAGUUUUACUGUCUGAAAAACCAUGAAGCAAAAGACUGUUUCCUAUGCACUUCUUCUUCUCUUUGUUUUCCUCUUCACUUCCUCACAGAUUUCUGCAGGCCGUUUCUUGCCAAACAAACAAGGUAAAGAAGAGGAAGUGAAGCUUGAAAAUGGCACCAACACUCAACUAAUCAAGCCAGAAACCACUGAUUCUCUAGAGAAGCUGAUGGGGCUAGAGAAAUGUGAGAGCACAGAUGAAGAAUGCAUGAAGAGAAGGGUGGUUGCAGAGGCUCAUCUGGAUUACAUCUACACUCAACACCAAAACCCCUAGAUGCUGUUUCCCCAAACAUUAUUGUCUAAAAACAAAAGACUAAAUAUGUAGCAGACAAUUUUCAUAAGAAGCUUCAUCAGAGUAAUUAUAUAUUAUUGUGAAAUGGUUGUUUAGCAUUGUAAAAUGUGUCAGCAAUCUAUCCUUCAUGUUUCUUCAGGAAAGAGGCAGCUGCAGCUAGCUAGAGUGAUUAUGUGGUGUUUUCUGCUUAUAUUUCUAGAAAUAGUAUUAAAUACUAGCUAUAUAGGUGCAAGGCUCUAGAUAUGCAGGUAGAGGUUCUUAAAUUCCUUUUAUUAUAAUAAAUCAUAUAUAUAUAUAUAGUGUGUAGGAUUAUCUGUAAAAUGUACUAGGAUUCUAAUAAUUAAUAAUAAUGUACUGUUGUGGUAGCAA
Messenger RNA from Ipomoea triloba (trilobed morning glory), 769 nucleotides. RefSeq names its product putative phytosulfokines 6. The record is from RefSeq and is a predicted model, not a curated record. Gene Ontology annotation, molecular function: growth factor activity. Gene Ontology annotation, biological process: cell population proliferation. Lineage: Eukaryota; Viridiplantae; Streptophyta; Magnoliopsida; Solanales; Convolvulaceae. Gene Ontology annotation, cellular component: extracellular region. The coding region runs from base 95 to 382 and encodes 95 amino acids. The transcript has 2 exons.